AUGGCCGACGAGGGCCAAGAUCACAUGGUCGACGCUCAGGCCCUGUUUGCCGCGCGGACGACAGCAAAGCGCAAACACACCAACGCCGUAAAGCGAGCCCGAACUUUAAUAGGCAACGCCGCGUCUCGCGCCGACCUCGACGACUUUAUGCCAACGCUAACUGAUGCCUUCAACGAGCUCGUCGAUAUACACGAGCGUUUCGUGGCUGCUGCUAACCUUGACACUGAAGAACUGGAGGCCGCCCAAGCGUACUUGCAAAGGAUCCAGCAGCUGCAUAACACUUGCGUCGAAGCACUCAAUCGCGUCCGUCAAGUGAGGGUUGGUCGUCAGGGAUGGAAUGUAUCCAACAGCGGCCAUGAACCUAAUCGUUCUAAUCCACGCGCCGACCAAACGGAAUCGCUCAGCAAUACCAUUCAGUCUUACGAUUCCUCAGGUGCUAUUCAACAGCCUGAACCGCAAGAUACCCCCAGCCAUCUAAACGUACCUGAUGAGAAAUUUGACGCUACUGCUCAAUUAACGGCAGCGAAAAAACGAAAGCUCGAUCUCGAGUUCUUGUUGGUCCAGAAAAAAGUUCAGCAAGAACGAGAAGUCAAAGAUUUGGCGACAAAAAACGAACGAGAACAAGAGGAUCUUAUGAUGCGAAUCCGUCGCGAAUCGCAACUUCUUGCGGGCCUCGGAGCUGUAGCGUUCGAAGAUUACCACUUAACUUCGUCUCCAUUGCAAACUUAUCAGAACAAUCUGCCUAAGGCAUUCGUGCCAACAAACCCUAACAUCAGCGAUAUGAGUCAUCAAGUUCCUGUUACGCCGCGUCAUCAUUCAUCCUAUCGCGAACCAAGGCUAGUAGUAGCUAAGUUUGACGGCGAUCCCCGUAGAUGGCCGAAAUAUGCGGCUGGUAUUAAAGCCACUCUAGCCGACACAGACUUCGCGGAGUCAGUGAAACUGCUUUCGCUCCAAGAAACUUUGCUAGAGAGUAUCCAACGAAGAAUGGCACAUAUCUUCACUGGCGGCUAUUCGUUCGAAUCAGCGUGGGCUCAGCUCCAAAGCAAAUACGGCGACCCAGCCUUCAUUAUUCAAGCGCAUAAUCAGUACCUCCUACAGCUUCUACCUUUCAAGAACGGUGACUUUGAUUCCCUUUUUCACAUGGCAACUGCCGUGCAUGACGCCGUUUCGAGCGUAGGCCCUGAACACAUCGAUUUGUUCACUUACUUCACGGUAGUUGGCUCCCUCCACGUCAAGCUACCGAUUAAUCUUCAUACUGAUUGGGGCAAGUAUGCCUACGAAUUGAGACGAGUUCCAUCACUAAAGGACUUUGACAGCUGGAUCGACGCAAUUGUUGGUGCGGAAGAGCUUCGUGGUGCCAAACUAUCUUCGACGGGUAAUGCGAACGCAGCAAAACCACCCGCUCCCGGUUCGACAAAUAGAAACAACAGCAAUCAAAAUCAAUCGGGCAGCAGCAACUAUAACAACCGCAACCCAACUAUCCUUGCGCAAUCGUUAUAG
Molecule: messenger RNA, 1500 nt
Organism: Daphnia magna
Lineage: Eukaryota; Metazoa; Arthropoda; Branchiopoda; Diplostraca; Daphniidae
Exons: 1
Coding region: 1-1500 (499 amino acids)
Source: RefSeq, a predicted model, not a curated record